AUGGAUGUCCCCGGCCACGUCGUCCGCGCCCACCUCGCCGACCCCGACGACGCCACCGACUCCGACUCCGACGACGGCCGCCGCCGCAGCGUCCGGGUAAUCGAUCUGCUUCCGCCCUCCGCAAGGGCGCCCCAAAGGAAGAAGCUUGUGCACUGCCCCAGCGACGAUCGCCCGGGCGGGGAGCGGCAGGGCCAGGGGAGGGGCCGCCGCCAGUUCCGCGGCGUGCGGCAACGGCCGUGGGGCAAGUUCGCGGCGGAGAUCCGCGACCCCAACCUCGGGAAGCGCGUCUGGCUCGGCACCUUCGACACCGCCGAGGAGGCCGCCGCCGUCUACGACGCCGCCGCGAUCCGCCUCCGCGGCCGCCGGGCAGUCACCAACUUCCCCUUCUCGACGUCUUCCGCGACGCCGUUCUCGUCCGUGCCGUCGCCGAUGAGCUCGACGGCAAUCGCCCCUACUCCUACUCCUCCGGUGCGUUCCUCCGAGGCGGAGAGCUCCUCGGCCUCUCCUCCGUCCAUCCAAUCGUCGUCGGUGGUCGAUGCGGACGAGGACGUGGUGGGGAUGCGGUGGUUUGAGGACGAGCCUGCGUUCGAAUCGAUGGAGUUCUGCCUGCCGUCGGCGCCGACGGCUGGCCAGUGUGAGUUCGGCGACCUCGGUGAUCUCGACGACCUCUUCUCGCCGGAGCUGGAGCCGGCGAGCCGUAAUUUCCCUGGGGAAAAUUUUCGUCUUUAA
Molecule: messenger RNA, 729 nt
Organism: Panicum virgatum (switchgrass)
Lineage: Eukaryota; Viridiplantae; Streptophyta; Magnoliopsida; Poales; Poaceae
Product: pathogenesis-related genes transcriptional activator PTI6-like
Exons: 1
Coding region: 1-729 (242 amino acids)
Biological process (GO): regulation of DNA-templated transcription
Molecular function (GO): DNA binding; DNA-binding transcription factor activity
Source: RefSeq, a predicted model, not a curated record